Paramecium octaurelia is the source of this 288-nucleotide messenger RNA. The record is from the annotation of a GenBank genome assembly. NCBI's taxonomy places the organism in Eukaryota, Ciliophora, Oligohymenophorea, Peniculida, Parameciidae.
AUGGUAAUAUAGUUCCUUAUUCGGCUGAAUAAUGUGAUCUCACAGAUGAUGGAAUGGGAUCAUUGUUAGGAUUGCAGAUUUAUAUUAAUAGCUAAUUGCAAACGUUAAUUACUUUCAAUGUGCUUGGUGUGUGAACUAGGAUAUUAACUCUUAGAAAAUGCAUGCUUCCCUCAUUGUGGAGAUAAAUACGUUCUCAAAUAUUAUGAGGAAUGUGAUGAUGGAAAUUUACAACCUUAUGAUGGUUGUUUUGAAUGUAAAUUUCAAUGUGCUGAAGAUUGCAACAUAUGA